GUUCCGCCGAAAACAAACUUCUGGCUAGGACUGCAACGGAAAGGCAACCAAUGGAUGUGGCCUGACGGUAAUCCAGUAAGUUACAGAGCAUUUCUUCUGUCAAGAAGCAAAAGAGAAGAUAUUGGUAUAGUUUUUUAA
This is a messenger RNA of Haemonchus placei, 138 nucleotides long. The record is from the annotation of a GenBank genome assembly. NCBI's taxonomy places the organism in Eukaryota, Metazoa, Nematoda, Chromadorea, Rhabditida, Trichostrongylidae.